This is a messenger RNA of Heterobilharzia americana, 278 nucleotides long. The record is from the annotation of a GenBank genome assembly. NCBI's taxonomy places the organism in Eukaryota, Metazoa, Platyhelminthes, Trematoda, Strigeidida, Schistosomatidae.
AUGAUGCUGUUAUACGCUUUGCCAUUAUUACUUAUCACCAGUGUGACGGGAUCUGGAAAUAUGCCGCGCUGUCACAAAACAAAAUAUGCAAUAGCGAGUUUUAAUGCAUCACGUUAUGUUGGAAAUGUGUAUUUCACAGUAAAAGGCAAUCAAAUGUCAAUAAAGGGAGAGGUGAGAGGUUUGCCAAGUGGACGCAAAUUGGGUGUGCAUAUCCAUGAAUAUGGUACGAUAGCUAAUGGCUGCAAUCUCGCUGGACCGCAUUUCAACCCAUUCAACAG